ACAGUAAAAGAUUGCUCUUUGUUUCUCAGACUACUGAGGCAUUGAGCCAGCCUUUGCAAACGCUUUUUGUAUGGAAUAAACUGCUUGUACCUACUCGGAUCCUGUUUCAAGGAGUUAUAAAUCUCACAUUGGGAAAAUACUUGUCUUAUUAAUUUUAAUUAAUUUAAUUAAUUUAAAAUAAUGGCCUAAGUGGUUUUAACUCAGAAUUUUCCUUUUUACAUCCUCGUCAUCUUGUUAAAUAUUUUUGUGCUGGCUGCCCAGAAUUAGUUGUGAAUCUGCUUAUGUGUUUGCUUUAAUUCAGUAACUGUUUUUUGCUUCUUUACAUUUUUAAAUCCCUAGAGUGCCAUUCUUAGUGUAAUUUGGAGACCAAGCCAGCCAUGUGACAUCAGAACCAAGAUUGGGUGGGUUUUCUGGGGCUGGGGAGAGGGGGAGUGAGGUAUCCUGUGGGCACCUCAUUCUUUCCUCUUCAUGAGCAGGCACAAAGGACUUAGUUGAAAGCAGACAUCUAAGUCUUUUGCAGGGUAGGGAAAUAUGGAGUUGAGCUUCUCCUUCAUGCUGCUUCUGUCCUCAGUUGGAUGCUCACGGUCCUCCAUGUUCAGAGGAUUACAAAUAGCCACACUGAAUUGUUCUGUUAGUUAUUCAACAUUAUGCACAUCUUAAGUAAGAUGCACUGUACUGUUUUAAGAUCGUUAACACUUCAGCAAUCUUCCCAGCAAGUUGAAUAAAGCAACUCCAGCUAUUCCCUAGAAUGAAGACAGCUAGAGGUAUUGAAUUAUAUUGUGCUUCAGCUUCUGUUGUCCACCUGGAGUGGGACAACCUCUGAGCAACUGUUUUUUUCUUAAGGGAGGUGGUUGCAUAAUGCUGUCACGAAUCUCUGCCCAGAAAAUCAAGCUGCAGUGUUGAAAAAAGGCUGAAGUCAUAGAGAGAAACAACAGCAUAAAUAUAGCCAUAAUUUCUGAAGGAACACAACACUGAGGGAGCUACUUAUGUUGAGGCCUGGCAAAUGAUGAAGACAUCAAGGUGCUACUGAAGGGAUCCCUUUUCUGGAAAGUCAAGGCCCACCAGCCACGGAAACAAAGGCUGUACCGGCUUCAGGAAGAUGGGAUGACUAUUUGGUUUGAGACACGUUUUAAAAAGGCUCACUCUAAACAUGUCUUUUCCAUCUUGCACAUUGAAAGUGUACGUGAAGGUUAUCAGUCUGAGGGGCAUCGGAAAUUUGGUGGCUCUUUCCCUGAGGAGCAGUGCUUCACCAUCGUCUUCAAGGGCAAGCGAAAAAACCUGGAUCUUGCUGCUCAGAAUGUGGAUGAAGCUCAGCAGUGGGUGAGGGGACUCACAAAAUUGAUGGCCAGAGCUGAAGCCAUGAGCCAGCGAGAAAAACUUGAGCACUGGAUCCAUGACAUCCUGCAUCGGGCUGACAAGAACAAAGACAACAAGAUGAGUUUCAAAGAGAUCAAAAACAUGUUGUGCAUGAUAAACAUAGACAUGAAUGAUGUCUAUGCCUACAGGCUCUUCAAGGAGUGUGACCGAUCAAACAAUGAUCGCUUGGAGGAAUAUGAGAUUGAGGAGUUCUGCUCACGGCUAAUGGCCCGGCCAGAGCUGGAGGACAUCUUCUGCCUUUACUCAGGCAACGACUGUGUGCUGUCAGUUGAGGAACUGCAGGAAUUCCUGCAUGACCAGGGUGAGGAAGCAAGCUUGCAGGAGGCCCAUGACAUCAUCCAGACCUAUGAACUAAAUGAGAAAGCCAGGCAGCACAACCUUAUGAUGGCGGAUGGUUUCAUGAUGUACCUGCUGUCCUCAGCCGGAAACAUCCUCAACCCAGCCCAUACCAGGAUCUACCAAGACAUGAGCCAGCCACUGUGCCAUUACUUCAUCUCUUCCUCCCACAACACCUACCUGACUGACAAUCAGAUCCAGGGGGAAAGUAGCACGGAGGCUUAUAUCCGGGCAUUGAUCAAAGGGUGCCGAUGUGUGGAGCUUGACUGCUGGGAGGGGUCUGAUGGGGAACCGAUCAUCUACCAUGGCCACACCUUCACCUCCAAGAUUCUCUUCAGGGAUGCCAUUGAAAGCAUCAGGGACUAUGCAUUCAAGCAAUCCUGCUAUCCUGUGAUUCUCUCAUUGGAAAACCAUUGUGGUCCAGAGCAACAAUCCACAAUGGCCCGCCACAUGAAGACUAUUUUAGGUGACAUGCUGUUGACCCAGCCACUGGAUGGAAACAUGGCCAAGCCACUCCCAUCACCAGAGCAGUUAAAGUGGAAGAUACUAGUGAAGGGAAAGAAGCUGCAAGAGGACAAUAGUGAUCCCGACCAAGUGAGCCGCAUCUCCAGUCAUGAAGAAGAAAUGCAGGAGAAAGAAGAUGAGAAGGUUAGGGAUGCUGUGCAUUUUUCACGUGAACUCUCUGAUGUGGUUGUAUACUGCCAGGCUGUCCCAUUCCAAAGCCUCUUGUAUGCCCUGAACUACCAGAAGGCUGCUGAAAUGUCAUCUUUCAGUGAAAGGAAAGCCAGGAAGUUGAUCAAAGAAUCAGGAAACCUUUUUGUCCAAUACAACGCUCAGCACCUUAGCCGCAUCUACCCACUGGGACUCAAGUUGAACUCCUCUAACUACAACCCUCAGGAAAUGUGGAAUGCUGGCUGCCAACUUGUGGCCCUGAAUUUCCAGACCCCCGGUGUAGAGAUGGACUUGAACGAAGGGCGCUUUUUGGUGAAUGGCCGUUGUGGGUACGUGCUGAAACCUGCUUUUCUGCGCAGUAGCCAGAGCACCUUUGAUCCUGAGGGUCUGGGUUGCAGGACUGACCAGCACUCAGUUGUCCUCACCAUCAAGGUGAUCACAGCCCAGCAGCUGCCAAAACUGAACAAAGAGAAGAAUUCUUCCAUUGUGGAUCCUUUUGUGCGUGUUGAGAUCCAUGGAGUUUCGGUGGACUGCUGCAAGAAGCAAACUGCGUACCAGUUAAACAAUGGAUUCAAUCCAUGUUGGAAUGAGACACUGACAUUCCAGGUGGAGGUGCCAGAGCUGGCCCUGGUGCGCUUUGUAGUUGAGGAUUAUGACACGACUUCUUCCAAUGAUUUUGUGGGACAGUUCACACUGCCACUGCCAAGCCUUAGGGAAGGCUACCGCCAUAUCCACCUGCUCUCCAAGGAUGGCACAUCUCUGUCCCCGGCCACGCUUUUUGUGCAUGUCAGAUGCAGGAAGGUGUGAAGAGCGCUGAGCAGAAAGACAUUCUGAUCAACCCACAGCAGAAGAAAGGACGACAGCGGUGCUAGUUCUGAAUGCUGCCUACUGUUGAACCAGAAGUGUGUCUGAAUCACGCCAAGAAAGUGGUGUGACCCUGCCCUGUGCUGUGGGCUGGAACAGGGCCCCCGUGCUGGAACUUUCCUACUUGCAUUUGGGUCAGAGAAGACUCUUCAUGUUAUUGAGGGCUAGUGGCAACUACACAGUGGCUUUGGGAAUGCUGCUUCUGGCUCAGGUUUUAGGCCUGGGUGCAGGGCUAGCACUUCAUCUCUGCAUCAGUCACAUGCUGGAGGGAUGCCUCCUUGAUGUGAGAAAUGACUAGUGAGAGGAUUGAGCAAGCCAUCUUACACACUCAUGGGGCACACUCAUCCCAGAAAGGAGGAUCAGGUGAGAGGGUUUAAGGGCUUGUUUCAGGGCUUUAAGGGAGUGUGAAGCUUCUGACAGGGGCCUAAGAGCCAGUGGAUAAUUUGUUUGGAAUCUGACUGCAAAAAUAUACAGCCCGUCAGAGUGGAACAUUUGAUAUAGUCUGAUUCUGCCUAAGCUACAAAAUUAGUUGUACUGACACCUCUCGACAGAGCUGGUAUUUUGGGUUUUUUAUUUUGUUUGUUUUGCAUGCAAGCUUCCUAAUUGUUGCAGAAGCACAUGCCAGACCUAGUGCUAACCAACAACUAGCCUCAUAAAGUAUAUAUGAUUCUUAUUUUAAGGGUGUUGGAUUCAAAUUCAGUUGUUUAACUUGCUAGUAGAAGUGGAAGUAGACUUCCUUGCUGCUGUCUUUCCACAGCAGUGCCUCUAAGCCCCUGAAAAUUUUACCCAGCACAGUGUUGUGGAAUGGAGGGUGGGAAAUUCCUGAAAAUUCAGCAGACACAACCUUCCAUCAGUGGAAGGCACAGCCUAAAUCCAAGGCAGCAUGGUUUGUAUCGGAUGUAUGGAUACAUGAGGAAAAUAUUGCAAUAUUUGCACUAUUCUACUACUGGUUUUUUAGAAGAUUGGUUGAAUGUGAAUUACGGAAAUAGUGCACCUUGUAAACAAGGAACCUUGAAAAAUGCAAGAGUCCCACAAAAAUGUGUUAAUUUGGAUGAGGGUUAGGCUCACUGAGAACAUUGUUCUCUAUUGGAUAAGCUAAACCUUAAAAAUUUAGUAGUCACCAUUGUUUCUGUCUUUGUCAUCCAGACCCCUGUCAGCCUCUGGGCCUUUAUUUCCAGCAACAAACAGUAUUUUGCUAUGGUAUUUCUCACAUGUGCAAAAUGAACCUCCUUGCACCUGAAAGUUAGGUUGGCGUAGCAACUGUAGAUAGAUAAUAGAUAGAUGACAGAAAUGCAUCCAACAAUUUCAGCAAUUCUCAUGAAAAUGACUUUGAAGAAGCCUUUUAAGUGGAAAAAACCCUUUUAAUGUUAAGUGUGGCACCUUUUACUCCCUUUGACCAUGCCAACUGGUUGCCCCACAAGUUAGGCAACAGAGUUGCCAAUCACUCAUAAUCCCUCUGUCAUUCUGCCCCUGCACUGCACUUCAUCUGAUUGUGGGGAAAGCUCAGGAGGCACUUCCUUUUUGCCUGUUCCUUCUUAUGAAUGGGGCUUCUCAAGCAAGCUGUUCCUCCAGUGAGCCUCUCUGGCCAUGUAGGUUACAGCUGCCCAUCUUGGUUGAAGGGAGUUUUGUCAAUGGAAGCACCUUUGCUCAGCCAGGGGCAGCAGCUGAGGCCAGUAGCUGCAUCUUUCGACCGCCUGUCUUCUUUAGCAUCCUCCCCUCACACAAGCUUAGUUUCUGUGAAAUGUGGUCCUCAGUGUCAUGGGGAUAAUCUGUAAGCCCACCUAGCACUUGCAAUCAACUUUGGGUCAUUUUAAAAUGUGGUGAAUUCUUGAACAGAUCUCCUCCUUGAUGGUGAAAACCCUCCAUGUUAACUUGUCACAUGAGGGCACAAGACUGCAUUUUACAGGAAGCAGAAGGCCACAUGCACAGAGGGGCAGUGUAAUAACCCACAAGCAAAAUGGCUAGUUGAGUAGCCACUCCACAGAUUUUUGAUAUACCAGUAAUACAGGAGUAUUUUUAAGGACAGCCGUCCAGAGUAUAUGUGCUGUAAGGAGGAAGCAUGCUAAGUAGCCAUGCUUCCACAAAGCCGAAGCUUGGACACUAUGGCCACAUCUGUCAUUGCAACCAGAAGCCCCACAUCUGUUCACGUCCCAAUAUUAUCUGCUACUACAAAAUUGACAGGUUAUCUCCUUGUGGAGUGAGAGAAGGGAAAGUUGCAAGGCCCCAAUCACACGACAUGUGUUGGUUAUUUGGCAUUAACAAAAGGGGAAAUGACACCGGACUGUUUUUUUUGAUGGCUGUUGCCAACCCACCCAUGCGAAUGGAAGAUAGGUGUUGAUGUAAGAAAGUGGUAGCUAGCAUUUCAUUACCUACUUUCUGAAGAAGCACUACAUGUUUGGAGGGAUGAGUUGUACUCCCAACCCUGCAUUCAAAUCCCCAUUCAGUCAAGAAAUUCACUGGGUGAAACUCAGCCAGCUGUUAUUUUUCAGAGUUGUUGUGAGGAUAAAAUGUGGAGGUGGGGGAAGAGAACCAUAUAUGCCACUGUAGGCACCUUAGAGGAAAGUGGGUUAUACAUGCAAGAAAUAGAAUAGAAAUAUAGCAGUCAAUGUUUCCUGGGAGAAUUUUGGACCGGUUUUCUCUAGGGAUAACUAGAAGCCACUACCUUAAAUAAGUGAUUGGAAGAACACACACCAGAAAUAGGUCUGGAAGUUUGACUCAUGGAAGAUGAUGGCAUUUGGACUGAUUCCAUCCCAUCCCUAGGUUGUUGUACCUGCUGUGAAAAUAUCCAGUACUAGACAAAUUCUUUCCAGCUUGAUUUUGACUAACCUUUUUUCUGAUUCAUUAACUGAAUGAAACAGUUUACACAUCCAGCCUUUGAACACGUGCAAACCUACAAAAAGCCCUGGUGUGAUUUCAGCUGCCUACCAGUAUCACUUCUAGUAUUAUAAGAACAUGCCAGGAACUGAAGGCACCUUCUAGAAUUUGGUUUUGCAAAAUUCUAUAAAGAGACUGGUGUUUAUAAUGUAUUCAAUAGAUAUAAUAGAAUAUUUUAUUUUAAGAAAAAUGUCACAGAUAUAUCAAAUAUUUAAAAUAUAUGAAGUGUUUAAACAAGAAGAAAAAAAUAAAAUUGCAAGUUUUUACUA
Molecule: messenger RNA, 6392 nt
Organism: Varanus komodoensis (Komodo dragon)
Lineage: Eukaryota; Metazoa; Chordata; Lepidosauria; Squamata; Varanidae
Gene: PLCD3
Product: phospholipase C delta 3
Exons: 15
Coding region: 1105-3192 (695 amino acids)
Biological process (GO): lipid metabolic process; intracellular signal transduction
Molecular function (GO): phosphatidylinositol-4,5-bisphosphate phospholipase C activity; calcium ion binding
Source: RefSeq, a predicted model, not a curated record